Molecule: messenger RNA, 2288 nt
Organism: Gigantopelta aegis
Lineage: Eukaryota; Metazoa; Mollusca; Gastropoda; Neomphalida; Peltospiridae
Product: cytochrome c1, heme protein, mitochondrial-like
Exons: 8
Coding region: 51-962 (303 amino acids)
Biological process (GO): mitochondrial electron transport, ubiquinol to cytochrome c
Molecular function (GO): electron transfer activity; heme binding
Source: RefSeq, a predicted model, not a curated record
UAUUUCCCAGCUUUGACGUACGGAUCUUUUAAACUGUGGAAUCGGCGAAAAUGGCCGCGAUUGUCGGCAGAACUUCCAACCAGGCUUUAUUGCUUGCAAGAUCUGGUCUCACGUGUCAGAAGGCAACCUUGGUAACGGGCAAACGGCUUAGUGCUGGGAAGAAAGUGGCAUUAGCAUGUGUUGGUGGGUUGGCAGCUGGUGGUGUUGGGCUGGCUGUGGCAUUCAAUCAGGCGGUUCUGGCGGGUGAAUUGGAGCUGCACCCACCCAAGUUGCCAUGGAGUCACAAUGGACUACUGAGUGCCCUUGAUCGCAACAGCGUUCGCCGUGGUUACCAGGUGUACAAGCAGGUGUGUGCGGCGUGUCACAGUCUGAAGUAUCUGUGUUACAGAGAACUAGUCGGGGAGAUCAUGACCGAGGAUGAAGCCAAAGCUGAAGCUGCAGAGAUUCUUGUCACAGAUGGUCCGGAUGAUGAAGGGAAGAUGUUCCAGAGACCGGGGAAGUUGGCCGACCGCUGUCCAAACCCGUAUGAUAAUGACGAGGCCGCCCGUGCUGCCAACAACGGGGCACUACCACCCGACCUGUCUCUGAUCGUCCCAGCCAGACAUGGAGGGGAGGACUACAUAUUUGCUCUGUUGACCGGAUACUGCGAUGCCCCGGCAGGGUUUGAUAUACGAGAGGGACUCUAUUACAACCCCUACUUCCUUGGUGGCUCUAUUGGAAUGGCACAAGCUCUCUAUAACGAAAUAAUAGAAUACGAAGACGGCACCCCCGCCACUCAGAGUCAACUCUCUAAAGAUGUAUCCGUUUUCUUGAGAUGGGUUUCUGAACCCGAACAUGACAGGAGGAAACAAAUGGGACUUAAGGCUAUGAUGAUCUUGACUAUAAUGUUUGCUGCCGGUUACUACAUCAAACGUCACAAGUGGACCCUGAUAAAAACGAGGAAGUAUUCCCUCAAGCGGUGAAAGUGACUUUCAACAUUUAGGAUCAAUUUGUUUUUAUUAACUGAAGCUGACUGUUUUUUUUAGACUGGUGACUGCCAGUGGUAUUCACUCGACACCAGUCCAACUAGAUCAGGCAAAAGAUGUAGAUGGAAAGAUGUCUCGAUGGAUUGAAAUUAUCGUUCGAUCAACAGAAAUGAUUGUUAGUGCUGAACAGGUUUUGAUAACAUGUAUACAUUUUGCUUUGUAGGUUGUUGGCAUGUGUUCCAGUUGGAUCAUGCAACAUUUCAAAUUGAAUGUGAGGAAAAUAAAAGUUUUUGAAAAUAAUUGAUUGGGUUGGGUAGGAAUUAUUUGAAACCUAAACCAUUUUGUAGAGAUAAGUUUGUUGUUUUUUAGGAAGGCUUCUCUUGUCAGUAAUAAUGUGUAUUCAAAUAACUUGAAAAGGAAAAACUAAUUGCAGCAUAAACUCAAAUUACACUGAAAUUACACACGAACUGGAUUAUUUUAUGCUUGGAACGUAUCAUCACUUAUAUAUACACUGUAUUGACCAUAAUGACACAUAUAAACAUGUGAUAAUUGAAAAAAAUAUUUCCAUUCACAUAAUUUAUAACCAUCUCCUGCCAAUCAUUGCAACAGAGUUAAUUUGAGACUUUUUUCUCUUUUUUAAAUUUAAUGGGUUUAACCCCCCCCCCCCCCAAAAAAAAACCCAACAACAACAAAACAAAAAAAACCCCAACCAGUUGAUAGUAAUCAUGAGUUGGUUAAUGCCAAAAUGGUAAAAACUGUUUGAGGUGGGGGGUUUUGGGGGUUUUUUUUACACAUAGUUUUCAUUACUAGGUGGCAUGCAGUGAUUUUCGAUGGCUACCGAUUCAACCACUGGUGCCUAUUUUUCAUGCUUACAAUUGCAUACCUCAUUGCGUUCAGUAGAUACAGACACCUACAUUUUUGAAACAGCCUUUUACUUUCAAGGAUGUUCAACAUCUUGUUUGAAGCCCAGAGAAACCAUAGAAAAAUGUAACCAACGACUUCACAAAACCUACACUCCAAAAUAUACAUAUUUUUUAUACUAGUUUCAGUGUUGUCAGUGUGCCAAAUACCUGUGUUUAGUUAGUUUCCAGUCAUUUGUUGACCUGACUGUAGAUCGACAUUGAUAAUCUAGUUGGAUUGGUAUUACAGUGCUAUACAUAAACAUAAAUUAUGUUGGACCAAGGCAGAUACAAACCUUGUACAUUUUCUGUUCUGCUUUGAGUAAACUGAAGAGAAUUGUGUGAUAUAUAUUAACCCCCUACCCCCGAAAAAAAAAUAUAGUGAAUCUGAUCCAUUGAAAUAAAAGAGCUUGGUCGAGAUGAA